Molecule: messenger RNA, 1633 nt
Organism: Daldinia loculata
Lineage: Eukaryota; Fungi; Ascomycota; Sordariomycetes; Xylariales; Hypoxylaceae
Exons: 1
Coding region: 458-1282 (274 amino acids)
Source: RefSeq, a predicted model, not a curated record
GUAGCAACAAUCAAUAUACCUAAUUACCUAAUGUACAUAGGUAGGUACCUAAGUGUAUUCACAUGCAGACCCGGUAGUGUAACCUAGGUAAUUCAGGUACUAAUGAUGUCAGCGUGCUACCGCCAGUAAUUUCCCGACCCUAGCGCUUUCCUCCUGCCAAUUCAUCCCCUGGCGCGUCACGAAGAAAGUUAACUGGCCAGUGUCGGAUUGAUUAACUAACAGAAUUUAACCUCAGUUACCAUAGACCCUUUUUCGCAGACCUCUAAAUCACCAACAUUUGUAGAACGUUGACUCCAAAGCCUCAUCUACCUCUUAGUGGAGGAAACGGAUCUCCUUAUACAACAUUCGUUUUUUUCCAGUCCAAGUGACGCUUUUUGAGUAUGCACCGUUUCGAUAGUUCAACAUUUCCAUUCUAUAGCCGCAUCUUCAUAGCCGACCGAACGAAACGAUAUCCACAAUGCCUGGCGGACUAGAAGCAUCACGUUGGGCGUCGACCCCGAGCAAUCAUCGCAUCAACAAAUCACACGGUGGCCGUCGUCGCUCCGCGCGAACUUCCUCGACUCUAUCACUAUCAACCCUCUCGACGAAAUCGGCCUCGCAAUCCGAUAACUUCCUUACCCAAGAUGACUUAUGCAACGGCCCACCCCCGCCUGAAUACGAGCUAUCUCGAUUCCUCAAGAUUGUCGCUCGUCUCAAUUGGAAAAUGCCGUUCCUUAAGGAGGGAUAUCGCAUAGCUAUAGAUCAUACCGACAAAUCCCCGUCUGAAGUCGAAGGUUACGAGAUUCAAUUUAAGUUAGACUUCCAUGAAUUCUACAUGCUCAUCGAGAGAGCCCUGGUCCGCCUGAUGGGCAUAUUUGGAAUCGUCGUGAAGAAUCAAGGCGCUAUAAUCAACGGUGUUUUCACGCUAUACGGCAGCUCAGGGGGCGGCCAGCAUCAAUACCAUGCAAACGUUCUUAGGGCGCUUGAGGACUCGAAAAACCCCCUCAGUGUCAUAUUUGGAGCUGCUGAAGUCAGGAAGCAGUUCUUGCAUGCUAAAGAUCUCCGCAACCGCUGGAAGAACAUUGACGAAGCAGACUCAACAUCGCUUCCACCCGCGCCGCUCUCAACCUAUAACCUCGAGCUUAUUGUGCAGACUAUUCUUUCGGCGAUCGAUCGUGCACACAAGUUCACCGUCGAAUAUGUUGUUAAGCGCGAAGGCAAACCCAUGGACACUCCUAGCGAUACCAUCGGGGAGAAAGACUGGGAGUUUAUGGUGGAUGCAAUGGAUUGGGAAGCCGUUUGAUUUACCUUACUUCUAGGCAUUCUAGGCAUAUUGAUGCAUUGACGUGACAAUCCAUUAUUUGGGUUCCUCUCUUGUUUCUUUUAAGUAUAGUCUUAGGUAGUUUGACUGCGUCAGUUUUUAGUAGACUGUCAUUGGCGUUUAGGUUGACGAUAUGAUUACGGCAUGAUACCCGGACCUAUAGGAUAAGGUAUCCUUUGGCUCAGCAGAAUUCGUUUGUACACUACCUCAUAGCAUCUGGUUUGCGUUACCUUAAGUUCAACUGUUACUUGAACACUGAACCUAAAGAUAGAGUUAGUCAAAAUCUCUUGAUCUCUUGCUUAUCCCUCGUGACGAUGACAAGUUCCAAUAGUG